Messenger RNA from Gregarina niphandrodes, 1410 nucleotides. RefSeq lists its product as hypothetical. Lineage: Eukaryota; Apicomplexa; Conoidasida; Eugregarinorida; Gregarinidae. The transcript has a single exon. The record is from RefSeq and is a predicted model, not a curated record. Bases 1 to 1410 code for a protein of 469 amino acids.
AUGCUCGGUCCGUUGGCAGCGCGAUCAGAGAGGUCUAGCGGUCCGUUGGCGGUAGCUUUGGCGAACUGUUUCCAAUUGGCGGGAGAAAGCGAGACGGUGGUUCGGAGUGUAUGUGAUAGGGCGUUGUAUUAUGAAGCGGCAAUUGUGAGAGAAGAUUUGUUGCCGCGAAAUCCGUUUGAAGAUUUCCGGUUAGUAUUCGGAGUACCAGAAGAAGAGGUGAAGCCGAAUAGAUUGUCUAACAGCUUCUGGGUGGCAGCUAAUGGGUGUAUGUAUCAAUUGGUGAAUGUGUCAGAGACGAAAAGGAAAAAAAAGGCCCCGGAUAUGAGUGACCCUGCAGUGGGUGAGUUAAUACAAGAGAUUGUGUGCGCGAACCUGGAUAAGAUCGGCCGGAGGCCGUCGGAUGUGCCUGUAAAGCUGGUUAUGGGGCUUGUGGAGGAGAUUUUGGGGCGGUUCCUGGACGACGAAGGUGUAAAGAUCUGGCUAAGGCAAUAUGAAAACAAACUUGAGAAGGACCAGGCAAAACUCCGGAAGCCUGGCGACCGGACACCCAGUUGUUGGACGGGCAAGAACCAGACUGAGACUGACUUGGACGGCGUCUCAUCCAUGUCAGACAUGCCAAAGAUCAAGCACUUUGUUGAGAUGAUGAUGGACAACUUACGGCAACUCAACGAGAACCAGGCCAAACGGAUCAACGGUGAGUUGAAGCAAAUCGUACAUGCCGCCGAGCAGCUGACGCCGCCUACAGAACCGGUGUCACCUGAAAAGGAAGUGCUACUGCGCAGAACGUUUAGCCGAGUGAGAGAACGACGAAGUCGGGUCCUUACUCGGGACAACUCCCGUAGGUCGCUGUCCAAGAAUUUCUUGGAGCUGAGCGGUCUAUUACCCGUUGCAGAACAGUGGGAUUUGCACCAAGCAGAGCUGCACACACGUGUGCGCGAAAUAAAAGCGAGCCGAGAUGGGUUCGACGCAGACGCGAAAGAACUCGCAGGCCGCAUCGAGGAUCUGGAACAGCGGUUAGCCAGCCUCGGCGCCCACGGAGAAACCCAUCAAAUGCUUCUCGAAGACGGGACCUUGAAUCGCCGGCGGCUAAAGACAGAGCUCGACCGCCGUCUCCUGAACGCCAGAAAAGCCGCUUUAGAGCGGGAAGAAAGAGCGUUCGAAAAGCAGCGCGAACUGCACCGGCGGCGCCGCGACGAGUUGCUGCUCAAACUCGAGCUCUGGACCGAGGAUAUGGCCGACCAGCUCGGCACUGAUCCCACCGAGCUUUUCCGCAUACAAGAGGUCGUCCCUAUAUCCCCCGAUAAGGCCAUUUGUCCCGCGUCGGGGUCCACGACCAAGACGAAUCGUAAGUGGACCUGGGCCUCUUGGCUGACUGCCAGGCUACUUCAAGCCGAUGCUGGGAGAGGGUGA